Pisolithus orientalis is the source of this 372-nucleotide messenger RNA. RefSeq lists its product as uncharacterized. The record is from RefSeq and is a predicted model, not a curated record. The transcript has 2 exons. NCBI's taxonomy places the organism in Eukaryota, Fungi, Basidiomycota, Agaricomycetes, Boletales, Pisolithaceae. Bases 1 to 372 code for a protein of 123 amino acids.
AUGAUCCCAGCGUGCUCAUGGUUGAGUCGUUUGGUCACAAGGUGGGCGUCCAGCUUCGCGUUCAAUGUAACAGCCCUCCGCGACUUGUCAUCAUCGCGUAAGCCACAGCCCAUAUCGCAGAUCACGUGCCAAGUGCAUAAUGUUCGAUUACGAGGCACGGCCAGUUGGGGGACAAUGAUCAGCCUGAACAAGUGUGGAGGAAUGGCGGGCGUUCCCGACCCUCGAGCCACGAUUCAUUGGAAAUACCUUUAUGUGGUUCAGCAGGGUUCAACGCGGGAGCGGUUUCUAGGACGCACGGAAACGGCCCUUGGAACAGACACGUGGCGAUCUCCAGAGGUUUCGACAUGGACUGCGGGGAGUGCGACUGCGUAA